Messenger RNA from Symbiodinium pilosum, 1914 nucleotides. Lineage: Eukaryota; Dinophyceae; Suessiales; Symbiodiniaceae. The record is from the annotation of a GenBank genome assembly.
AUGGAGGACCAAGAUCCAAGCCUCGAAGAGGUGGAGGUCAAGGUCGAUGCAGAAACCCAUCUGGUGCAACGGGAGGGCGCCGAGACGUUCUGGGAGCUCUAUUCAAAACUGGGCGACUGUUACAGAACUGACAUGGCAAGACUGACGCACUCAGGCGAAGGCCCUGCGCAGAGCAGCAUUCUCGGCUCGGGCUCUGAAUAUGUUGGGGGCCUGAAGUCCCCAAUUUUCCUUAGCGGUGCAUCUGAUGACACUGUGGCAAAGUCACAAGGCCUUCGGUUGCAGCAAGCUCGUUGUGAACCCGAUGGCGCUCGCAUGUUGCCACCAGCGCCCGAGGCCCCGUCGCUGCAUGAGAGCUCACACCACUCACAAGGCGCCCAAGACGCCCACUUCGAUCUCCGAGCAUGUUGGCUAGAUCGUGCCGGGACAAAUCCGCAGAAAACCGAACUGCAGCGACGCAGGAUGAGUUUGACUAGCGUGGAUGUUUGUCGCGAAUCAGUGACACAGCUACUUGCUUCACAGCCGCGCUUUCUUGUCUUCUCGCCGCAUGAAAAUUUCCGAAGAGCUUGGGAUGUCUUGUUCGCAGGCUGUGUUGUUUUCGAACUCAUUCUGAAUCCCCUACAUGCCUUCGAUAAUGCGUGGUCCUUGGAGCCCUUUGCACGUAGCAGCUGGAGUGCCUUGGAGUUGGUACUGCAUGUCUUCUGGAAUCUCGACCUGCUGGUGACCAUGCGAACUGCAGUCUUCUGCAGCGGGUACUUGGAUUUCAGGCAAGGUGCCAUUCUCAAGAGCUAUGCAAAGGGACUUGUGAUGUCAGAAACACUGGUUGCCAAGAUCAAUAUUUGCAACGUCUCGGUGCAGAUCGCGCUGAUGCAGCACGUCAUGGCUUGUGCAUGGUACUAUGUGGGAAGUACGGAUCCGGUCGAUGGAUGGGUCGCAAGAUCUGUGACUCACAGCGGAACGAUGGGUUACAGGUACACUGCCUCCCUGUAUUGGAUGCUUUGUUGCUUUGGCUUUGGGACCACGGAGGCAGAACCAGUGACGCAGCUAGAGAUUCUGUUCGGCAUCAUGGCUGCCAUGGUUGGGCUGGCAAUUUUCUCCUUACUGCUCGGCGCAAUCACAACCAAUUGCGCGAUUCUCAGCAGAGCAGCAGAUGACCAUCGGCAACAGUUCCGACAGCUGAGAAGAUUCCUGGCGUACACCAACGUUGAUGCAGAUCUGCGAGUGCGCAUCACCCACUUUCUGGAGCGGGCUUACGUUUUGAACAGGGAGGAUCGUCCGGAGUCUGAGGUACCUUUGCUGGCACUAUUGUCCAAGCCCCUGCAGCGGGAACUACAAUUUGCGAGGUAUGAAGGGUGCUUACGAGAAGUCGGUUUCUCCAAGUACUUGGCAUCUGUAAGUGGUCACCAUCCUGCCGAACUUCUGGUUCUGCAGCACCUGGCUACACAUGCCAUCUCACAGGCCAUUGUUCCAGCCGGUGAUGCAGUGUUUGAAUCGGGGACGCUUGCCCGUGCAGCGUAUUUUUUGCUUUCGGGCCGGUUUGGCUACAGUGUAGACAGGCUUGACGUGAGUGUUGAAACGGACCGCUGGGUAAGUGAGAUGACUCUGUGGACGCCUUGGCUUCACUCUGGGAACCUGACGACCAAAGAAGAAUCCAGCGUGGUCACCCUGCUAGAGAAGGAAUUCUCCAGCUGCAUGCAACGCUUUUGGGAUUUUUACACGCUAGCAAGAACUUAUGCCAGCGAGUAUGUGGGCGCAAUGAGUGAGCAGAUAAUUGUGACAGACUUGUGGGAAUAUCGGCUUUCAGACAGCGACACGGAAGAGCAGCCUCCUCCCCGGUCCUCAACUAUAGCGCGCAGGAUGCUGAACCGCAUCGUAAAUGGGACCCGGGAGUCGGACAAGGUUGUACCUGCUAGCUGA